This is a messenger RNA of Funneliformis mosseae, 400 nucleotides long. The record is from the annotation of a GenBank genome assembly. Lineage: Eukaryota; Fungi; Glomeromycota; Glomeromycetes; Glomerales; Glomeraceae.
AUGGAACCGCUACUCUCUUUAUAGUCGAAAAAAUUCCAAUAGUCUUUGAUAGUUUUAAAAAGAUUGUGGGUCAGGGUUCCACUAUAAUUGACAAAACACUUCUUAUUUCUGAGUUCAUUAAAUGCAAUGAGAAGGUCUUCCUUGUUGGCAUUGCUAAACUCUCAGAAUUUAAGGAAAAACUCUUUAAAUUUAUUAUGAAUGCUCUAUCCUAUCAUGAUGUUUCGGAUAAUCUAGUGGAAUCCAAUUAUCAUCUCUUCAUACUUGGCAUGUUUCAUCAAGAACAUUGCCAUGGUUAUAAAUUAACGUCAAAUAGAGAAGCUGGUGAAGGACGAUUUGACUUAAAAAUUGAACCAACAGAGAAAGCGAAUUUUAAGACUGGAUUUAUAUGGAGUUUAAGGCA